Molecule: messenger RNA, 1190 nt
Organism: Oryzias latipes (Japanese medaka)
Lineage: Eukaryota; Metazoa; Chordata; Actinopteri; Beloniformes; Adrianichthyidae
Gene: rsph3
Product: radial spoke head 3
Cellular component (GO): cilium
Source: RefSeq, a predicted model, not a curated record
UGUCGCUUUAACUUCCUGGAGACGGUUGCUACAACAGACCGAGUGGCCGUUGGCGUCCGUUGAGACGCCGCAGCAGCGCGUGACCGUUUCCAAAAAAUGGACGGCGGCAGAAUGUACGUGUUCUCGAGUCGCCCCCGAGUCGUGGAGGAUCCGUGGAAGCCCCGGUGGUCUCCGUCUGAACGGAUGCAGCAGAAGCAUGGAAACAUUAUGAGGGAUCCGCGCGUUUUCAGAGGAAUCGCCUCCUCCCAGCCCCUCAAGUUUGCAGAGGAGAGCACAACCAGAGCCGUCGGUCCAAAACAGGCCAGGAGGAAGUUCAGAGCCAGAACUCCUGAAGCUGUUCAGGGCAGGAAACACGUGGAUGUUCAGACAGAAAGUUACCUGGAAGAACUGAGCGACAUUCCUGAGGUCAAGGAGACUGAGUGUCAGACUGACGCUUUUCUGGACAGACCUGAAACUCCCCUCUUUCUAGCUGCAAAAACUGGCAAAGAUGCUGCAACUCAGAUAUAUGAGGGAGACCUGUUUGACUUUGAGGAGGAAGUGCAGCCCAUCCUAGAAAUCCUGGUGGGGAAGACGCUGGAACAGUCUUUGCUGGAGGUCAUGGAGGAGGAGGAGCUGGCUGCACUGAUGGCCCAGCAAAGGGCCUUCCUGGAGCGCCGGAAUAACGAACUCCCAGAGGUCCAUCGGCUUGAGGAGCAGGAGCGACGCCGGCGUGAGGAGAGAGAGCGCAGAAUGGCAGAGCAGAGGAGGGCGUUGGAGGAGGAGAAGGAGGUGGCAGAGAAGAUUGCAGCUCGUGCGCUAACCCAGCAGCAGCUGGCUGACCUCGUGCCUUCAGUCUUGGCCUCACUGAGGAGGGAGGGUUACUUUUAUGACCCCGUGGAGAGAGAUGUCGAGACACAUUUCUUCCCACGUCUCAUGGAUGAUGUUGAAAGCAUUUUACAGAAGAACUGCAGAGUGAGGGAGCUUCUGGACGAAAUCAUCUAUGACGUCACUCAGAAAAGCCUGGAGACGCUUGAAGAGCUGGAGACCAAAGCAUCCGACCCCUGAAGCUGCUGAUAUCAUAAAGAUCCGUGUGAAAUGCUCUCAGUCAGGAACCGUUCAGCCCUGUGUUCUUUAGAUUUGUGCUGAGUCAGCAGUCAAAGGAGGAAAAUCAGAAUUCCACAUGCAAUAGUAAAGUUUUAUGUUCAGUCGUA